Messenger RNA from Dissoconium aciculare CBS 342.82, 1206 nucleotides. RefSeq names its product translation protein SH3-like protein. Gene Ontology annotation, molecular function: translation elongation factor activity; RNA binding; ribosome binding. The record is from RefSeq and is a predicted model, not a curated record. Lineage: Eukaryota; Fungi; Ascomycota; Dothideomycetes; Mycosphaerellales; Dissoconiaceae. Gene Ontology annotation, biological process: positive regulation of translational elongation; positive regulation of translational termination. The coding region runs from base 258 to 908 and encodes 216 amino acids. The transcript has a single exon.
CUACUCGUCAGCCUUCCACCAGCCAGAUCAAUUACGACUCUCGCAUCGACGUUGCCGAGCGAGAAUACCGCGAACGUACCACUCCGUUCGCUGAGGAGUUUCGCACUUCUCGCACCUGGCAAGACAAAAGCACCAGUCCUCGUGACUUCCCUGCCCCGAACAUCACCGAGCGUGAGCCUGUUCGCUUCGACGAAAAGGUUGAAGUGAUCAAGACCCGCACGGUCGAAGAGCCUCAAGGUCGUCGUCACAGACUUGAUAUGGGAUACCACGACGAAGAGGGAAACUACCACUCAUUCCGUCAAGGACUCCACCGCGCCGCUGACCGCGUUCUCCACCCGUUCGAGAACCACCACCACCACCACUCUCACCACUCCCACAGCUCCGAGCGCCAAGAAAACGUCGUCGUUGAAGAACGCGAAUUCACCAUGUCUGCUCCUCGAUCAAGCUCGCGCGCCGUCGCUGCCGCCACCAUCACCAUCCCAUGCCACCACAUCCGCAUUGGUGACUUGUUGAUCCUCCAAGGUCGCCCUUGCCAGGUCAUCCGCAUCACCACCUCUGCCCAGACUGGCCAGCACCGUUACCUCGGUGUUGACCUCUUCACCAAGCAGUUGCACGAGGAGUCCUCCUUCGCCAGCAACCCCAGCCCGUCUGUGUAUGUCCAGAACAUGGUCGGACCCAUCUUCAAGCAAUACCGCGUUCUUGACAUCCGUGAUGACGGUGCCGUCGUCGCCAUGACCGAGGGUGGUGAUGUCAAGCAGGGUCUCCCUGUCCUUGACCAGAGCAGCCUGCUCACCCGUCUCACUGAGGCCUUCAACGACGGCCGUGGCAGCAUCCGUGUCCUCGUCAUCAACGACGGUGGUCGCGAGCUCGCCGUUGACUUCAAGGUCAUCCACGGCAGCCGUCUGUAAACUCCCACGCAGUGUAAGUUCUUCACCAAUGUAUUCAUCCGAUAACAACACGCGUCUGACAAUACUCCCAGUCGAAAACGGUACAUAUGAUUGCAUAGCCUUUUAAGACGUGUCACGAGGUCGUUGAAUAUAAGUUGUGGUGGCCAUUGAGAAGUCUUCUUCUUGUAUGUUUUGUCGCUCUCGCAAAGCUUUUGAUCGGCUUUUCGACAUGAUCACGGCCUGGGUUGGUCUUGUCGCGGCGUAGACAGAUUGUCAAAUAGUAUUUGUAUUACAUCUCAACGGAUUAUAAUUCGCACCC